AAAAGAGUUAAAUUGACACCAAUGGCUGAGGAUAGAAUUUCGAAACUACCGAAUACAGUUAUCGGUCACAUUCUGUCGUUUCUCCCCACGGAGGAUGCUACUCAGACAUGCCUCCUUUCAAAGCGUUGGAAACUCAUGUGGCAUCUUGUGCCCACACUUUCUUUCUCCGAUACUAAUUUUCAUUGGUCAUGGGAUUUCUACAACUAUGUGGAAAACUGUUUGGCACAUCGAAAGAAGGGUAUGUAUUACAUGGACGAUUCAGUCAUUACAAGUUUUAAGCUUGAGAUGGGUUAUUUCUAUCAAACAAGCAAUUCUGCCCUCCUAGAUGAAUGGUUAGCUUUUGCAGUUAAGAAUAAAGUAAAGGAAAUAAAUCUUCGCUUGAAUUUUUCUCCGGAGGAUGGUUACUAUUACUUGUUACCUAAAACAGUAGUCAACUCUAUAGAUCUGACUAUUUUGGAGUUGGAGGGGUUAGAUUUGGGUACUAGUUCAAUUAAACUUCCUGCAUUGAAAACUUUGUCACUGAAAUUCUGUUACUUUGAUGAUUAUGACUUGGGUGAUGGGCUAUUUAAGUUUUUGUUGGGUUGCCCUUCCCUUGAGAAAUUGCUCAUAGAUUCGAGUCUCAACUUAAGUUCUGCUGAUGAUCAGCUUCGUUUACAAAGUUCAAGCCUCAAGUUUAUAAAAAUUGACAAUUUAGAAAAUGUAGUACCUCUUCAAGUUGAAGCCAUAAAUCUUGAGUCUUUGGAGCUAAGUGGAUUUAUCUUUAAAAACUCAAGUCUUUCUGCAUGCAAGGCAAUUAGGAAUCUCUCCCUAACUUUUAAUGAUAAUGACUGUAUUGAGAACAUGUCAUCAUUAGAGUAUAUUAUUUCUAACCUUCCCCUACUUGAGAACUUGACUUUGAAGGACUACUAUAAAUUGAAGUUGGAGCAGUGUGAGCGUAUUAAAAUCUCGAAUCAACAGUUGAAAAGUUUCAAUUUAAAGAAUGGGAAUGCUAAAUAUGAUCAUGGAAUGAAUGUUAUUAUUGAAUCAGCUCCAAAAUUAACAUCCUUUUGUUAUGAAGGUAAUAUUAACUUUACCAUAGCAAUGGAGUCAUCUCAUUCAUUGAAUGGAAUAUUCUUGAUCCGUAAUCUACAUGAGAACUACGACUCAAAUUGGUUUAAUAGUAUAAUGAUUUUUCUUCUAAAUCUCAAUUGCUCUUGGAAUAUUGUAAUUCUGCAUGUGCACUCAGAAAAGGAUCUCAUCUUGUCAGAUAAUUUCAAAAGAAUAUGUCGUUCUCCCUUGCUUAAUUGGAAGCAUCUUAGAGUUAAUACUACUUGUAAGCCAAAGAAUAUGUCAGACUUGAAAGAUGCCUUGAUGUGGAUCUCACCCUCUUUAGAAACAUUAUCUAUUAAUGAAAAAGUCCUACUUUAG
Molecule: messenger RNA, 1407 nt
Organism: Humulus lupulus (European hop)
Lineage: Eukaryota; Viridiplantae; Streptophyta; Magnoliopsida; Rosales; Cannabaceae
Product: F-box/LRR-repeat protein At3g26922-like
Exons: 2
Coding region: 22-1407 (461 amino acids)
Molecular function (GO): protein binding
Source: RefSeq, a predicted model, not a curated record